GUACCCGUCCCGGGACGAGGAUGAGUGAGGCGGGCCGGUCUGCUUUGCAGGGAGGGAUGUGUCCACCAGUGCCUGUCCUGGCCUGGCCCGGCCCAGCCCGCUGUGGCUCCUUGGUGAUUGCCUUUGUUGUGGUAACGGCGGGACUGCAAGGAGCGGCCAUGGAUGAGUUUCAGCAGGCGGAGGAGGUUGCCUUUGUCGUUGACGACAUCAGCACCAUCAUUAAAGAAGCAGUGGAAAACACCAUAGGAGCAAAUGCCUAUCAGCACAAUAAGGUGAACCAGUGGACAUCUUCAGUGGUGGAGCAGUGUCUGAACCAACUUACCAAGUUGGCCAAGCCCUUCAAAUAUAUCGUGACCUGUGUUAUAAUGCAGAAGAAUGGAGCGGGCUUACACACUGCCAGUUCGUGCUUCUGGGACAAUUCCAUGGACGGAAGUUGCACAGUGCGGUGGGAGAACAAGACUAUGUACUGUAUUGUGAGCAUCUUUGGUCUUGGUGUCUAGGGCUGGCUUCACCGACUGCUACAUGUUAUGUGUGAACUACUUCAGUCAUUUUCAGAAUUGUUCUUUGAGCGUCCCAUAGCAGGAUUAAUUGAAUAUUAAGUGCUGAUCUCCAUCAAUAACGCUGUAUUGUAUAACUGUAACUUGGCAACUGUAUAAAGUGGAUGUAACAUGAAUG
Amblyraja radiata (thorny skate) is the source of this 675-nucleotide messenger RNA. RefSeq names its product dynein light chain Tctex-type 1a (gene dynlt1a). Gene Ontology annotation, molecular function: dynein intermediate chain binding. Gene Ontology annotation, cellular component: cytoplasmic dynein complex; cytoplasm. The coding region runs from base 21 to 500 and encodes 159 amino acids. The transcript has 5 exons. NCBI's taxonomy places the organism in Eukaryota, Metazoa, Chordata, Chondrichthyes, Rajiformes, Rajidae. Gene Ontology annotation, biological process: microtubule-based movement. The record is from RefSeq and is a predicted model, not a curated record.